Molecule: messenger RNA, 3150 nt
Organism: Caenorhabditis auriculariae
Lineage: Eukaryota; Metazoa; Nematoda; Chromadorea; Rhabditida; Rhabditidae
Source: the annotation of a GenBank genome assembly
AUGGAAGAAAAAAGACUCAAAGAGGUUUUUUUUUUUUUUAUCUCAAUGCAUUAAAUGUUUUUAGGAAGAAAAGAAGCGUUUGGAGCUCGAAUCGCAAGAAAAGGCCAAGAAAAUAGCCGAGAAGAGAAAAUCUGCUGCUGCACGAACAUCGAUGGACAUCGACAAGAAGGCGAAAAAGGCGCCCACACUUCAGCGACCUUCCCCGGCCGUCGAGCCCUCAGUUAUCGUGACUCCGGUUUGUAUCAAACAGUUAUCCCUCUCAUCUUUUUUUUCAGAUUGAUUGCCCUGUUUUGGCAUCGCCGCCUUUGAAAUCUCCAAGAACCCUGAACCCUCUGAAAACGGAGCAUCAUGUUCAGCUUGAACAAAAUCGUCCACAGCUUCUUUCACCCGUGCGAACUCACCCUCAAACGACUUUGCCGCCGGAUAGCAUCAGCCUUUUCACUCCCAACGAGUUGCCUGGCCCAAGCUUCGUUUCUCCCGUUCACCCGGCAGAACGGAAACAAAAUGUACACGCCGUUAAUUUCGAAUACCUCUAUCUAUACCUUUCAGAUGAAUAACUAUGGCCCGAGGGGAAAUUUCCAGCAACAGCAGGCGGCGACACCAGCAGCGCCUGUAGUCCAACCACAAAUGGCCAACUUGGAAAAAGCCCAGGUUUUUAAGAAUUUUCGUGAAAUCCAGAAAAAACUUCAAAGGGAUCUUUCUUGAAGAUGUGUCUUUAUUUAUAGCGCUAAAGCAGUAAAAAAAGAAUUUUUGUAAUUUUUUUGCGUCUUACUCCUUUUUUUGAGAAGAUGAAUAUAAUUUUUUUCUUUUUUUAAAAAGUUAUUGGAAAAAAAGCAAAAUUAGCUAAACCACACGCCAAAAAAAGGAACUUAUGAAAACUUUGAAAGCGUCCAAAAUAGCGAUGAAUUAAUUACAUUGUUUCAAAUAACUUUCUGUCCAUUUUUUUCCUUCCUCGCAAACAUUUUUUUGGGCUUUUGUAAUCAUAACAUUAAAAUCGACACAAUUUUUUUCAUCAAAAACAUCAUCAAAUAAAUUCUUGAAACAUAUCUUUUUUUCACAGAAGAAAAGUUUCAGCCAAACACCUUUGUCCUUCGUCUUCCUCCUGGAGCUCAACUUACCGUUUCGCCGCAACUCUUGCGCAGUAUCCAAGAACAGCAGCAGAUGCAACAGAGACAAUUCCCAGGCCAACAGAACUUGCAACAGCCGCAGAUGCAACAAGCUUUCAUGUCGCAGAUUCCUCAGCUCACUCAGGUUUUUUUUAAAUAUUCAAUGCUUUAAUCAUGCUUUCAGCUGGGUUGAAUAACGAUUUUUGAGUUGCAAUAGCAUAAUUAAAUAAUGCAGCAGUUAAACAGAGCAAAAUUAAUGACUUCCACAAGAAUAAAAAUCAUAUAUGAAAAGUGACCGUUGUCAAUUCUCACUCAACUAGGAAAACGUUUUUCCUUUCCUGGAGUAAAAACUAACAAAAAAAGUCGAAUUUGUUGAAAACUGAAAAUUUUCAGUUUUCUAAAUGUGCUUAAAGUAGAACCAUGAAAAAAACCGAUUGAUUAUUUUUCUAGAAGGUUUUCCAUAGUUUUUCUAAUUUUUUUACAAUCGUUUUUAUCCAGUUUUAACAACGGAGGUUUUUCUCAUUUCAUAGUCGGUUUCAGCUACGACUCCGUUCAACCUAAUUUUUGGAAAAACUGCCUCUUUCAAAAUGAAAGAUCUCACAUGAUAAGACUGGAAAGAAUUUCGGUGUUCAUCCUUUAAGUGUCAAAACUAACUUAUGAAUGAAACAAAACAUAACUAUCUUGGAGAAAAAACUACUCAAAAAAGUGAUUUUAAUCAAAAUGCGAUUAAUUUUUUCUAACCAUUUUUUCCUGUUCAGUUAUAACCAACACAUCACUUAACAAGUAUAUGAAAAAACUCCUGAAGGGGUCAUUUUCAGCAUGGUCAACACCAAGAUCAGCAAAUUCAUGUUGCAAUUCAGCAUGAUCAACCUUGUAUACUCGAAUACUCCGAAGACGUAUUGAAAGUCAAAAUCCUUCUAAACAGACUUUUCAAAGCUGAAAAGAAAAUUUCAGGAUCAUCGGGAUGCUAUCAUGAAUCAAGCCAACGACUUGUUGAGCACUGCGAACGUUCUGGACACGCAUGGAAGACAGCUCGUUAUGAAUUUCAUGCUUGGAGAUAGAAGUAAGUCGUUUGACUAACAGGAAAGAUUUAUAAAUGGAAUGAGGUAUGAAGGGAAAAAUUGAAAAGAAAAACAUGUAAUUUGGCAAACUUCUCGGAAUUCCCGUUUGCAGAUUCUAUACACUUUGAAAAUUUUAAGAAAAUCCUUCGAAAGUGAAUUUAAAAAAGCCAGAAUAUUAUUCUAGUUUGAAUCAUUAAAUCAACAUUUUCAGCGAACCCACGUCCUGAAAUGGGCAACGUCAUCACUUUGAAGCUGUCUGAAACUAUGGAGGAAUCCAUGACAGCCGAGUCCGGUCUCGUCAAGACGAAAGUGGAGACUUUCUUCCAGGUAUACAUUUUUUAAGUCCGUCAAAGUAGCAUAUUGAAAGUAGAAAAAACGUUGUUAAUUUUAUCAUCAUACUUUUGGAUCCUCGAAAUUUUUUUCAGAUGGACUUUCUGGCUGGAGAAUGGAAAAGGCUCAGAAAGUGCCGCGUGCUGACGCAUCAGGAACUUCUCCAACAACAACAUCAACAGCAGCAGCAACAGCAGCAGCAACAGCAACAGCAGCAGCAACAGCAACAGCAGCAGCAACAGCAGCAUCAUCAAAACCUUCAAGCUCCCGUUCAACAGCAGCCCAUUCAUCUUCAGUCUCUGCAUCACCUUCCGAUUCCUCAGCAGCAGCACCACCAGCAACCAGUAGCCGUCCAGAUGCAGCCCCAACAGAUGCAAAUGCAAAGAGUUUCACAGCAGCCUCAGAUGCAUUCUCAGAUUCAACCCCAUAUCCAGCCUCAGAUCCAGCCUCAGAUUCAGCUCAAUCAUCAAAUGAUCAUGCAGCCACAGCUCCAUCAGCAGCACCACCAGCAACACCAGAAUGUUCAGUACCAACAGCAACAUCUUCAGCCCCAACAGGUCCAGAUGCCUCAACAGCUUCAGAAUUACUCUUACGGCAACUAUCAGCAGAUGCAGCCACAACAGCAGCCCCAGCAACAGUUUCAAGGCUAUUGA